AAUUUUCAAAAAUUUCAAUUCUUUUUUAUUUUGUUCAAUUCAAUACAUACAACAAUUACAAAAUUUUACAAAAUUCUCCUUAGUAUUUAUAUUAAAAACAUCAAAAUGAAACAAAAACAUCAAAUAUGGUCGGAACGUUUGAUAUUGGUUCCCUAUCGAUCACAUCAUGUUAAACGUUAUAAUGAAUGGAUGCAAAAUCCAGAGCUACAAUAUCUAACCGGUUCAGAACCAUUAACAUUAGAAGAUGAAUAUAAAAUGCUUGAAUCAUGGAAUAAUGAUCCAGAUAAAUGUACAUUCAUUAUUUUGGAUCGUAAACAUUAUGAAAUGGAACAAAAAUUAUUAAAAGAUACGAAUGAAUGUGAAAUUCAAUCAAUGAUUGGUGAUGUAAAUCUUUAUAUUUAUCUUGAUAAUGAUAAUGAUGAUGAUGAUAAUGAACAACGUUCAAUGGCUGAAAUUGAAAUUAUGAUUGCCGAACAAUGUGCACGACGUAAAGGAUAUGGUCGUGAAGCAACAAUGUUAAUGCUUAAAUUUGGUUACGAAAUUUUGGGUAUCAGAAAAUUUCAGGCAAAAAUUAAAACAUCCAAUAUUCAUUCACAACGUAUGUUUACAGAAAUAUUUGGAUUCGUUGAAUGUAGUCGUUCGACUGUAUUUGAUGAAAUUACCUAUGUCUGUAAUCUGAUUGAUUGUGAAGGCGGUAAACCAAUUAAUCAUCGUUUACGACAAAUGUUUGAUGAAUCUGAUUGUCAUUAUAAAAUCUGUUAAAUUUAUUUCAAAUAAUAAUUCUUCUUUUUUUUCAAUAAUAAAAUAUUCAUAAAUUUUGUAAACAAAAAAAAUUAAUCAU
This is a messenger RNA of Dermatophagoides pteronyssinus (European house dust mite), 841 nucleotides long. It is a transcript of the gene Mnat9, whose product is annotated as microtubule-associated Nat9. Lineage: Eukaryota; Metazoa; Arthropoda; Arachnida; Sarcoptiformes; Pyroglyphidae. Gene Ontology annotation, molecular function: N-acetyltransferase activity. The record is from RefSeq and is a predicted model, not a curated record.